Achroia grisella is the source of this 4301-nucleotide messenger RNA. RefSeq names its product SUN domain-containing ossification factor. Gene Ontology annotation, biological process: protein folding in endoplasmic reticulum. NCBI's taxonomy places the organism in Eukaryota, Metazoa, Arthropoda, Insecta, Lepidoptera, Pyralidae. The transcript is spliced from 4 exons. Bases 245 to 3643 code for a protein of 1132 amino acids. The record is from RefSeq and is a predicted model, not a curated record. Gene Ontology annotation, cellular component: membrane; cytoplasm.
GUCAAAUAAUUCAGUUCGAUGAAUAAGAAAAAAACGAAAAUUGUAAAAAGUGAAUUGCUCCUUUUUAAUGUUCGUUAUUGCAACAGCUGGUAUUUUUAAAAAUCGAAUAAUGUUGCUUUAUUGUGUGUGAGUUAAACUUAAACUGUAUCAAUUUAAUUCAACAAGUGAUCUCGAAAGAGUUGUGAAAAUGUGUUAGUUUUGCGCACAAAAUGAACUGUACUGUGGAUAUUUCACUAAUUUUACGAUGAAGGGCGGAUUGUGUAUCAUAUACACGUCGUUGCUGACUAUUUCAGUGAUUUCCAGCUGCGCUCUCUUCAUCCUGACCGUGUCAGAGGCUCUGCAAGCCGACGGUGACGAUAAUGCCAAAGUGGAUCUCUCUGGGCUUCAUAACGUCAGUCAUAAAGUAACUGACGUAGACAAAAAUGUUCAGAAAACAACUGCAGAAAGUAGAACAGAUAAUCCAGAAGUGGAAAAUGAGAAAAAAGUUGUGGAACCUGAGAUGAUUUUUGCUGAGACAUUGUCCCUGAACUCUGUUACAACUGAUGGGUUACCUGACACCGGACAACCUCCCGUUCUUAUCUCUCUAGGAGAUAGCGCCAGAUUGGAACUCAAGAAUCCUGACGAACUUUUGUUCGUCAACGAUUCCGACCAACACAAUGAUACCAAGUCAUUUAUUAUUGUGGAGAAGGACGCAGUAGAGGAAGGAAAAACAGACGACGAGAAAGAUGGUACUGAACAGUGGCCUGUAAUCAAAUCAAAACCUAUGCAUGAAAUUAGACAAACCGACGAUGCAUUUCAAACUACCACACCUCUUACAACAGAUGAAAGCUCAACGGAAUCUCAACCAGACGAGCCAACAGAAGUAAUUGAAAACAUUCCACCCAAACCAGAAACGCCACAAGAAGAUAUACCAUCUUUCUCUGAGUGGGCACAGAAACAGUUAGCAGAAGCUGAGAAAAAAGACACAGUACUCAAUCACUCGAGUCAACCUAGUCAUAGUAAUACAAAUUUUAGUAGUAAAAGUACCAAAUUACGAUCGAAAAAUUACGCUUCAUUGGCUUGCGGUGCUAAAAUUGUAGCCGUAAAUUCGGAAGCAGGCUCGGCUAGUUCUAUACUGUCGCCGAAUAGAGAUGAAUAUAUGCUCAAUACAUGCAACAGUCGCAUUUGGUUCGUGGUAGAGCUCUGCGAAGCUGUUCAAGCUCAAAAAAUGGAAAUUGCUAACUUUGAAUUAUUCUCCUCUACUCCCAAAGACAUCGCUGUGUAUUUCAGCGAUCGGUUCCCGACGAGGGAAUGGGCCAGCGUCGGUCAAUUCACCGCCAAAGAUAUGAGAGACGUGCAAAGUUUUGAUUUAUACCCACAUUUGUUUGGAAAAUUUAUCAAAGUAGAAAUGCUGUCACAUCACGGUUCCGAACACUAUUGUCCUAUAUCGUUAUUCAAAGUAUACGGAACAUCAGAAUUUGAAGUAUUAGAGAAAGAAAGCGCGCAGCAUAUUGCUCACAUUGAUGAUGACGAAGACGAUGAAAUUAUAGACGUUCCUGACUUACCUGCUGCGGAAACUGAGCCUUCAAAAAACUUAUUCGGCUCCGCGAGAGACGCCGUCAUGUCUAUAAUGAAGAAAGCCGCACAAGCAUUAGUCAAAACGGAAGUUCCUAGAAAUAUGUCUUCUGAACACAACGACACGUCAAUAGACAAGAUGUACAAACGGUGUUGUUCUCCCAGCCAUAUUAUUGUAUGUGAUAAUUGCAGUGAAACUCUUUACAAUGAAGUGUAUGAACUAAUUAGUUGUAGUUCGGACAAAUUAGUUAAUUUAGUGCGUCAAGUGUUUCUACGGGAAACUUUAAAGUGUACAGGAAUUUGUCAACUCUUCGGUUUAGACUUUAAAAGUACAAAGACUAUUGAAUUUAGUGAGGAACGCGUCGCAUAUAUGAACGCUUUAUUUCCCAAAAAGUAUUUAGCUGCACUGUGUAAUAUCUUAGCUAUUAAAGAAAAAAAGGUUGUAUUAAAUACUAGUUUCGAGAGUGAAUUAAAUAUUACAAGCAAUGGAACUGACGAAUCACCACAAAAUCUGAAUAGCGAAACAAAUUCUGAACAAGAAGUUAAAUUAAUACCCAAUAAAGAUAACAGCUCAACUGAUACUAAAGAUAUCAAUGAUACUUUGCUAUCGGAAGAAAAACCAAUUAGCUCAGAACAAAUUACUGACAGUAAUCCUAAAACCGUAGACUUAUCCAAAGAAGAAAAUGUAAAAAUAGAUGAUAAAAUAGAGGAACCUGCGACGAUUGUAGAAGAUUUAAUUCCAGAACAACCAAUAGAAACUGUUAUAUCGGAAUCCGAUAAGCCUGCCGAUGUAACUCCAGACCCGGAAAUUAGAGAUACCAUAUUAAAUGAUAAAAAUGGCAAAAUUGAAACUGUAACAGAAAAAGCCAAGGAUACCCCUACAAAUGGUGGUGAUGAAAUAAAUGAUCACAUAUUGAUUGAUAAUGAAAACUUUAUGUCUGAGCUAGAUCAAAUGGCAGUCGAUCCUACACCAGCUGGUCAGACCACUCAAAAUCAGAACCAAGGUCAGGCUACAUUACAAAAAGAAUCAGUAUUCCUGCGGUUGUCAAAUAGAGUUAAGACACUCGAGCGAAAUAUGUCUCUUUCGGGGCAGUACCUUGAAGAAUUGAGCAGGCGAUAUAAGAAGCAAGUUGAAGAAAUGCAAAAGACAUUCGAGAAGACAGUCGCGCAAAUGACCGAAGAACGACGUAAAAGCAACGAGAGGGAACAAAAGUACUUGGAACAGAUGAUAAACAUGCAGGAACAACUCGGUCAAAUGUCUACGAUGUUAAACACGCUCAUGGAAGAGAGAGACAGUUGGUUUGGCAACUUGACAUUCUUUAAGUUUGUUAUAUUUCAAUCUUUAAUCAUUGCUGCAGCCUACUAUUAUGUAAAAAGAAAACCUAAGCCAGAACCAAUACUUGUACCAAUUAUAAAGAAAACAAAAAAGAAACAGGAUAAGUUUAGGAGAAAAUCAGUUGAAGGCGUCAGUGGGCAUGCAACACCAUCCGCGAAAAAGAGAAGACCAAGUGAAGAGGCGUUGCAGAUUGCCCGUGAGUCCGUAGAGGACGUUGACGACCUCGAUGGAGAGUGGCAAGUAGCUAAAAAGAAUAGAAGAAGAAAAACAUCGAUUAUACACAGAAAAGUGGAACAAGAUCCCAAAGUAAACUGGAGCAGACAAGACAGCAUUGGCAAAUUACAAGAGAACCCCAUACCAUUAGACGAGGACGAGUUCUUCGCGCCUGUCACAGAACCGAAAGAAUUCAUUGACAAUAAAGAUAAAAGUCCACCAAAAAAAGAGCUGCCGAAAACAAAUGGAUCAUUCUUUAACAAUUUGAGAACGAAAACUAUGAAGACGAGGCGGCUAUCAUCGCCAGCUUUUCUUAAAACAUUUAGUAGACAGAGUAGCAGAAGUACACCAAGUCCGGUGGUUAGAAAUCUGGAACCGGUUUUCAAUGGAAAAUUAAACAAAAAGGCCGCCUCAGAGUCACCUACUGGCAGUCUAUGGUCUGAAUCCACAGAAAUUUCACAGAACGGACAGCAAGACAACGAAAGUGGUGGCAGCAAAAAGAGGAGAAGUUUGAAGAAGAUGCUGAAGAAAGUGUUUUGAGGACUUAUUUGUAAUCGUAUUUAAUUAUGUAAACGCGUGUGGCGUAGGCGGAUAGCUAUUGUAAUUUAUUUCCUUGCGAAUAUUAACUGUACGGUUUAAAUUAUUGUUAAAAACUGUUUUGUAUUGUUGUUAGACUUCUCAAUAGGUGCCAAUUGUGAUAAAUUAGGAAGCCUAAUUGUUAGCCUGUUAUAUUUGAUUUUAUGCAGUGGUGUUUGCGAAACGGUGUGAUGCAGUGUGCGCGUACAUCUGUCUGUUAAUGCGACAGAUGUGACAAUAAAUGCAGACGGAUGCGAGUGCUAGUCUCGAAGGAUGUUCAGUAAACAAAGAAAUGGCAUUAAAUGCAUUAAUUUUAUAUUUUCAUGUUUUAUUUCACUUUAUCACAGUAACAUAAAAGUAUUUACAAAAAUAUACAAUUUCAAUACUUAAAUAAACAGUGCAGAUAACAAGAUUUACGUUAUAUACAUGUUAUUACAGACAUGUCUAGUCACCCAAGGUCGAGAGAAAUUGAAUACACAGAUAAAUUAAUUAAUAUUGACAUUAUUUAAAUUUAAAUUCGCAAUUUUAAUUAUCAUAACGUAACUGUGGAGGUAUUUAAAAUUGUUAAUGUUCUUUCUAUGAUUGACAGAAUUAAGAAAGGGCCGGGAAACGAUAAGGAACU